This is a messenger RNA of Podospora pseudopauciseta, 1107 nucleotides long. RefSeq lists its product as uncharacterized. Lineage: Eukaryota; Fungi; Ascomycota; Sordariomycetes; Sordariales; Podosporaceae. Bases 1 to 1107 code for a protein of 368 amino acids. The transcript has 4 exons. The record is from RefSeq and is a predicted model, not a curated record.
AUGGGUCCUAAAGGAGAAGGAAGAAAAACGACGCCUCUUCCCACGCCAACAUGGAAUUUCGCCAAGGUUGCUAGUGAGGUCGAAGAGUCAGGCAACUCCACGAACUCGCCUCUCAAGUACCACACUGGCGGUAUAGAUGACGUGAAGCACGACUUGCUCGCCCUUAAGAAGGGCGAGGUAUACUCACGAGACGAGUUCUACAACCGAGUCAAGGCCUGGUACAAGGCGGAGAUCGACCGUGUCCUCUUGCUGGAAGACCACAAGAGGGCGCGCGAAGAAAAUCACGGGACAAGAGCCUAUUGCGGUCUCUCAGAACCAGACGGCGUAGACUGUCUGCUACCUCCACGCUCGAGCACAGAUAAAGUCCAAGCCCCAACGCGAGUCCAACCCUCCAGGGCAGCAAAGCGUAAAGUAGCUCCUACUACCGCUGCCCCAGCCACCAAGAAGCGAGCCACUGGCCGAAAGAAAAAGGAGGACCAGUUACAGUACUUCCCCUUGGUGGGAGGUGAUUACGAACUUGACUCGUACGAUCGGGAGCGUGCCAUCAUCCGCUGUGAUGGAUUCUUCAAAAACGCCCCCGACAACGACGUAUCCAUCUUCAUCCUCCGCGUCUCGCGCUAUAUCGCCAGCGAAACCACCCUGAUCCACACGAACGGCUACAUCCGCAGGCGAAAGGCAGGGAAUCUCCGCUGCGCCUUGGAUUCCGCUCUCAAGAGAAAAAAGUACAAGUUGCCAAAAGAGAGCAAAUUCCAAUCCGCGGCGGUGGUGCUCCCUGACGAGGACUGGGUUGACGAGGACCAGUGGGGGCCACGUCUCCCACCUUUCCCAAAUGCAGGGAAGACCUACCUCGUGGAAGAGUUCUUGGAAGCCAGUAAGUCCACCGCUGAAAUUCCGGUCCCGGAGGUCGAGAUGGAGAUUAGUCCUACGCUGGGGAAGUGGCCGUCUUCUGGUGAGACGCGUGGAGGCAGCCGGAGAAGGAAAUCUGUAGACCUUAGGUUGUGGUGUCCGACUGAAGAGGUUGGUCAAGCGAGGGAGAAGAGGGAUAAGGAGUUGAAGAGUAAUCCGAAGAGGGCGAUAUUGGAGAAGUUGGAGAGGGAUUGCACGUGA